Messenger RNA from Daucus carota subsp. sativus, 1961 nucleotides. Its product is annotated as trigger factor-like protein TIG, Chloroplastic. Bases 94 to 1725 code for a protein of 543 amino acids. The transcript is spliced from 13 exons. Lineage: Eukaryota; Viridiplantae; Streptophyta; Magnoliopsida; Apiales; Apiaceae. Gene Ontology annotation, molecular function: ribosome binding; peptidyl-prolyl cis-trans isomerase activity; protein folding chaperone. Gene Ontology annotation, biological process: 'de novo' cotranslational protein folding; protein transport; protein unfolding. The record is from RefSeq and is a predicted model, not a curated record.
UUAAAAUGAGUUUGUGAGUGUUAUCCUGUGACAAUGUAACAGAUUGACUAGAGAGAAAGAAAGCAGUUAGUUAUCCAACCAAAGCAAGAGAGGAUGGAGUUAUGUUCCAUUUCUUCCUCAACUCCACUUGUUCAAAUUUCAUCUUCAAACAUCAAAUUUGCUGCUGCUGCUUCUAAAUCUUGUCUUUUCUUCCCUGUUUCCAAUAUCGUAACUACCAAACCCAUGUUAUUCACAUCACAAAAUAAAAAGAAACUAUACUACUGCAAGCAUUCCUUUUCUUCAACCACCGCAUUUCCCAACAAGAAGACAGUCAUAACAUGUGCAGUUGCUCCAACUCAUUCUGCAAUUGAGCCUCUUCCUGCUGAUAUCCUUGUUACUGAAUCCCCUGAACCCAAUUCCAGAGUUAGACUGAGCGUGGAAGUUCCACGUGCUGUGUGCGAGGAUUCAUACCAGAGGGUCUUAAAUGAGUUUAUGAAACACGCAAAGGUUCCUGGAUUUCGCCCUGGAAAGAAUGUUCCAGAGAAUAUUAUUGUAAAUUAUGUUGGAAAGCAAAAUGUACAAAAGGCUGUAAUUGAGUCUAUUUUGAAAAGAACACUGCCACAUGCCAUGUCUUCGGUAGAUGGACGCGCUUUAAAGGACUCGGUCCAUAUUGCAACAAAAUUUUCUGAAAUGGAAAAGACAUAUUCCUCCCUGAAGAAGCUAAUAUAUGAUGUUGUUGCCGAUGUCGCCCCAGAAGUCAAAUGGGUUUCCGAGGAUGCAUACAAGCAUUUGAAAAUUGUUGUUGAGAUAGACAGUGAAAUUGAUGCUCAAAGGACCUCCGAAGAAGAACUACGACGUCGUCACAAGUCUCUUAGUGUACUGAGAAUUGUGACUGAUAGAGGACUACAGAUUGGUGAUGUUGCAGUCCUCGAUAUAUCUGCAAGUACGGUUGAGCAAGAUGGAUCUAGUGCUCAAAGAAUUCCUUCUGCAGAGACCACAGGCUUUAAUUUUGAUACAGAAGAUGGAGAUAAAGUUCUGCCUGGUUUCCUUGAUUCAAUAAUCGGAAUUCAACGAGGUGAAACAAAAUCAUUUCCUCUUGUUUUUCCUGAAUCAUGGAGACAGGAAAAUCUCCGCGGUGUGCAUGCCCAAUUUACAGUUGAAUGUAAAGAACUCUUCUAUAGAGAUUUUCCGGAACUGGGUGAUUCCAUUGCUGAUAAACUUCUUCCUGGAUGCAGUACGCUAGAAGAGGUGAAGAAAGCCUUGCUGGAAAGAUGUCUAGAGGUGGAGAAAACAGCUAAAGAGCAAGCAACUGAUAAUGCCAUUCUCGACCAACUAACGAAGUUGGUUGAAGUCGAUGUACCUCACUCCUUGUUUGAGGAGCAAGGCAGACAGUUCUAUGGAGCAAAAUUGUUAGAACUACAGGGAAGCGUGAAACUAAAUGAAAAUCAGUUGGCAUCUCUAACAAGUCCGAAGGCAGUCAACGAGUAUCUGGAAAGCCAGAAGGAGAAUAUAGUAAAAGUGAUAAAGCAGAAUAUGGCUGUUGGAGACAUUUUCAAACGUGAAAAUUUGCAGUUUCCAACAGAGGAACUGGUGAAGGAGGUCGAAAAUUCGAUCGCCGAGUUCAAACGCCAGAACCAAGAAUAUGACGAGGAGCGUGUGAAGGAUCAGGUGGAAGACAUUCUGGAAGGGGCAAAAGUACUGGAAUGGUUGAGAGAGCAUGCAGAGGUGGAGUACAUAACCAGAUGAUAGAGUUCAAUUUACCUUGUGGUGUGGAGAACUAAGGCUGUUUCACUCAUCAAAAUCAUUUUGUAGCACUAGGAAAUGCUUGGAUUCACCUCACUGUUAAAAUAAUAGAUAGAUAUAGAAAUCAUUACUACUCUAGACUGCAUGAGUCCUCCCACAUUGCUGUCAACUAAUAACUGCAAUCAGAUAUAUGUCUUUAUUUUUGUGUGGGAAAUGCGAGAGAUCCCGAAAUUUUUUCA